Messenger RNA from Malassezia restricta, 1653 nucleotides. RefSeq names its product minichromosome maintenance protein 10. Gene Ontology annotation, biological process: DNA replication initiation. Gene Ontology annotation, cellular component: replication fork protection complex. The transcript has a single exon. Gene Ontology annotation, molecular function: DNA replication origin binding; single-stranded DNA binding. The record is from RefSeq and is a predicted model, not a curated record. Lineage: Eukaryota; Fungi; Basidiomycota; Malasseziomycetes; Malasseziales; Malasseziaceae. Bases 1 to 1653 code for a protein of 550 amino acids.
AUGAAGACGAACCAUGAAACGUCGGCGUGCGUUGGGCGCGAUGUGAUGAGUGCUGCAGCCAAGCAAGGUGUGAAAGAAUUGCGUGAAGCAUCUUGGAUGCAUGCACAGCGACGCGCGUCGGCACUACAACGCGCUCAGUCGUCGAGUCUAGGUGCAUGUGCUGAAAAUGUCCAGGGCCGGGACUAUGCACAGCGCGUGCGUCGCGAGUCCAACGACCUUUUGCGUUCUUCACGUUCUUCUGGCUUUGAUCAAUGUGCACAGACUGGACGCAAUGAGCGUCUGGAACUGACAGAGGACAUGGAGCGUGGUCCAUACACUUUUGAAGCGCCUCUCGACGACGCCACGUUUGAGCGCUUUGAGCCUCAUGCUCGUACUAAACUGAGGAAGCGAUACAUUCCACACGCAAGUGUGAAUGCACAUAUGAAUUGCCGCUACGCCAUCUCACCCAGCACACUAUACUCUCUCACAGGCCGCAGUGGCUCUUCGUCCGAGUAUGUACGCGACGUCUCCCAACCAGCCAUGGACGGCGACUUUGAGGUGCCACUAUAUGGCGAUUGGGUUCUUUUUGCCGUGAUGAGUGAGAAGAGCGCGCUCAAGUACACUAAUAAAACCCCUUCUGAUGCCGCAGCCACCAAGUAUUUUUCCUGUAAAUUACUCGACCUCAACACUCAGUAUACGAAUAUAUACCACGAGCUUCCGGGGCACUGUGUUAUGAAUAUGCUUGCAUUCGAGUCGACUCGUGGUACCAGUGCAUUCGAUAAGCUGUGGAAGGAACGAGACGGUGUGCUGCUUGCCAUCCUUAACCCCCGCAUUAUGCGUGCCCGAAAAGGAUCCAACGAACUGACUAUUUCGCCGCGCUCCGCUGACUCUGUCCUCGUGCUGGGCCUGGCAGAACAAUAUGGCCGCUGUGAGGCGCAUUGCAGAGACGGCUCACGAUGUACAGCUUUUGUGUUGCGACAUCCCAAGAGCCAGGGCGUAUGCGCCAUGCAUCUCGAAAAGGCCAUUGCUGGACACCAACGCUCACGAAUGGAGUUCGCCACUGCCGCGGCAUCGUAUAUCGUCCCACCGCCGUCAAAAUUACAUCCUACGUAUAGCCAUCGAGCGAGCAAGCGAGUUCGGUCUCCGAUGGACGGGCUGCAUUAUGUCGUACCUGGCCUCACACCAUCCAACCACGAUCCUAGCAGUCACAUGUAUGAUGUAUCAUCCCAGCUCGGUCGUGGCCUUGAACAAAAAAGACAGCGCAAGCGUCGGGAGCUUGAAGAGGCAGGUCAGCUUUCCAAACUCCAUGCUCACGGCCCCGAACCCAGGAAUCGGCGCAUGUUAGACGCACAGCUUCUAGCAGAUAUGGAUCAGAAUAGCAGUGCAGCUCAAGCUCUACGUACAGCACAGGCGACGCUGCGCGGAGAAGAUCCUAAAAAGCAGCAAGUCUCGCAUGCAAGCACAACAAGUAUACCUGAAAGUGCCUCAGCGUCGCGUCUGUUGGCGCGACACACGGCAUCUGCUGCUUCGCUGCCCCCCGCCAAGUUGCACGGCACACCGUUUCGGUCAAAUGUACUGGAGCGCGAUAAUCCCGCCGCUCGGCAUAUCGAGCUACUUAAACGGAAGGAGCCUUCAACUACAGAUGAUGAUGAUCUCGUUAUCAUUGCAGGCUAA